Molecule: messenger RNA, 9268 nt
Organism: Pantherophis guttatus
Lineage: Eukaryota; Metazoa; Chordata; Lepidosauria; Squamata; Colubridae
Source: RefSeq, a predicted model, not a curated record
ACUCCUUCCCUUCAAUCCCUACCUAAGGCUGCCUCGGGGUAAUGGGUUCCCGAGCGUGAACUAUUAAACUGCUUUCUGGCAAGUUAGUUAUGCUUGCUGCCUGCCAUGCGGUUGUGAGCUGCCUGUCUUGAAUGAAACGCGCCCGGCGGGAGAGAAGGGAGCCAAACUAAGGAGGAAGAAAAAAAAAAAAAGAAAAGAAAAAGAAAAAAAAAAUCCACGACGCGUCUCUUUCUCUACUCCCCAAAUUUUCAGCUCAGCCGCCUCGAGAUGGAUGAGGAUGGGAUUCACCUCCACAGAUUGCCCCGCGCGUCAUCAAAAAGAAAGAAAAGAAGAAAGGGAAAGAAGCUCAGCUAUUUAGAGAACAAAUAAUUGCUGGAGAACCUCUGAUAACCAUAAAACUACAGGAUAAAUGGAAAUUGAUUAUCCUGUAUAUGGUUUCGCUUUUAAAGACCCUGACGGUUCAUUUCAUGGGGUGGAGUUUCUCCCAGAAAAUUUCAGAGAUGCUUCUAAUGAAACAACAAUGAGGAUGAAUGAGAAAUACUCCACAUUACCUGCCGAGGAGAAGGGAAUCCACAUCAUCAACAUCAGAGCUAUUGAAGACAUCGGCUAUGUUCGCACAGAAAGUACGCUAUUAAAUUCAUUCUCACAAGAUCCAGAUGCCAACUGCAAAUAUGGACUUUUUUUUAGAGAUGGCAAAAGAAAAGUGGAUUAUAUUCUGGUUUACCACUACAAGAAGUUUAGUAGGACACUCGCUCGGCUAAUCCAUUUCAAUGAUUUGGAGCCUCGAAGCGUUAAGCAAGAUAAACCACUUCCUGGAAAAGGAGGGCAGCUUAGCAUGGAUGAAAGUGCACCUCACAUGGAUUAUCAUGAAGAUGACAAGAGAUUCCGCAGAGAAGAGUAUGAAAGCAACCUUAUGCAGGCUGGCCUUGAGUUGGAAAGAGAUGAAGAUACAAAAAUACAUGGUCUUGGAUUUGUAAAAAUUCAUGCUCCUUGGAAUGUUUUGUGCCGCGAAGCAGAGUUUAUGAAACUGAAGAUGCCCACAAAAAAGGUGUAUCAAAUUCAUCAACCUCAUGGCCUUUUGAAAAAGAUCAAUUCUGUAAUCCAAAAAAUAACAGAACCCAUUCAACCUAAAGUGGCAGAACAUAAGCAUCAGACAGUGAAACGACUUUCCUAUCCUUUCUCAAGGGAGAAGCAACACUUGUUUGACCUCUCUGAUAAAGACUCCUUUUUUGAUAGCAAAACUAGAAGUACCAUAGUUUAUGAAAUACUGAAAAGAACUACAUGCACCAAAGCCAAGUAUAGCAUGGGGAAAGGAGAGGGAAGAAAGAAGGACACUACCCUUUUAAAUAAAAGACGAAAAUGUGAUAAAUAUGGGAUCACCAGUCUACUUGCCAAUAGUGUUUACAGUGCUGCAUAUCCCUUGCAUGAUGGUGAUUAUGAAGGUGAAUAUGUUGAGCCUAAUGACAGAAAACUCCUGUGUGAAGAAUGGGCAAGUUAUGGAGUAUUUUAUAAAUAUCAACCAAUUGACUUAGUUAGGAAGUACUUUGGUGAAAAGAUUGGACUAUAUUUUGCCUGGCUGGGAGUUUAUACACAAAUGCUCAUUCCAGCUUCUAUUGUGGGAAUUAUCGUGUUCCUUUAUGGUUGUGCAACUGUUGAUGAGAAUAUACCAAGCAUGGAGAUGUGUGACCAGAGAAACAAUAUCACCAUGUGCCCCUUAUGUGACAGAACAUGUAGCUAUUGGAAAUUGAGCUCUGCUUGUGCCACUGCUCGGGCUAGCCAUCUUUUUGAUAAUCCAGCCACUGUCUUCUUCUCAGUCUUCAUGGCUCUCUGGGCUGCUACCUUUAUGGAACACUGGAAGAGAAAACAGAUGCGUCUGAAUUACAAAUGGGAUCUUACUGGUUUUGAAGAAGAAGAAGAGGCAGUCAAGGAUCACCCAAGAGCUGAGUAUGAAGCAAAAGUAUUAGAAAAAUCUCUCAAGAAAGAAUACAGAAAUAAGGAGAAGGGCCAGCAAUUGCCAGAAGAGGCAGCUAACAAAUGGCGACAAAGAGUUAAGAGAGUCAUGGCUGGGAUGAAAUUGACUGAAAAAGAAAAACUGACAUGGAAAGAUCGUUUCCCAGCAUACUUCACAAAUUUUGUGAGCAUUAUUUUCAUGAUCGGACUGACAUUUGCUAUUGUUUUUGGGGUUAUUAUAUACCGAAUCUCCACUGCAGCAGCUUUAGCAAUCAGCUCCUCUCCAGGAGGCAGGUCAAAUGUUAGAGUGACGGUCACAGCCACUGCAGUAAUUAUUAAUCUGGUGGUGAUAAUAAUCUUGGAUGAAGUAUAUGGCUGCAUAGCUAGAUGGCUGACUCAGAUCGAGGUUCCAAAAACAGACAAAAGUUUUGAAGAACGACUUAUCUUCAAGGCCUUCCUUCUGAAAUUCGUUAAUGCUUACACUCCCAUUUUCUACGUUGCUUUCUUCAAAGGCCGAUUUGUUGGACGCCCAGGAGAUUAUGUCUACAUUUUUCAUUCUUUUCGAAUGGAAGAGUGUGCUCCUGGUGGUUGCCUGAUGGAAUUGUGUAUACAACUUAGCAUUAUAAUGUUGGGCAAACAGCUGAUUCAGAAUAAUCUUUUUGAAAUUGGCAUCCCGAAAAUGAAAAAAUUUAUAAGGUACUUGAAGCUGAAACGACAAAGUCCUGUGGAUUAUGAAGAGCAUUUGAAGAAAAAACAGCAUUAUGAAGUAGACUAUAAUCUGGAACCUUUUGCAGGACUUACUCCAGAAUACAUGGAAAUGAUAAUCCAGUUUGGUUUUGUAACCCUGUUUGUUGCAUCCUUCCCAUUGGCUCCCUUGUUUGCAUUGCUAAACAAUAUCAUCGAGAUACGUCUGGAUGCAAAGAAAUUUGUCACUGAGCUUAGGAGGCCAGUUGCAGUGAGAGCUAAAGAUAUAGGGAUAUGGUAUAAUAUCCUCAGAGGGGUAGGAAAAUUGGCUGUGAUCAUAAAUGCAUUUGUGAUCUCAUUCACAUCUGACUUCAUUCCACGCCUCGUGUACCUGUAUAUGUACAGUGAGAGUGGCACCAUGCAUGGCUUCGUGAACCAUACACUAUCCUAUUUUAAUGUCAGCGAUUUUCAAAGAGGAACUGCUCCAAAAGAUGAUAUGGAGCUUGGCUAUCCAGUGCAAAUAUGCAGAUACAAAGAUUAUAGAGAACCUCCAUGGUCUGAAAAUAAAUAUGACAUUGCAAAAGAUUUUUGGGCUGUGCUUGCAGCAAGAUUAGCAUUCGUAAUAGUGUUUCAGAAUUUGGUUAUGUUUAUGAGUGACUUUGUUGACUGGAUUAUUCCAGACAUUCCCAAGGACAUUAGUCAGCAGAUUCACAAGGAGAAAGUUCUCAUGGUGGAAGUCUUCAUGAAAGAAGAGCAAGGAAAGCUGCAGCUGCUAGAAAACUGGAGGGACAAGGAUCAAAGGAGAGGUGAAAACUGUAACAGUCACAGUCCCAGGUCAUCAAUGAGCCAUAGAGGGAGUGUGUCUUCCUGUCACUCAUGCCAUGUUGAGGUAUAGAAGAAGACAAUGUUUUACACUGGGGCAUUCCAUUCAUAAAGCAGCCAAUAUUUACAUGAUAGAUUUCAUACUUUAACAACCUGGUGCAUGUUUAAGCAUAUGCAACUGUUUCGCUUAUAUCUAUGUGAGAAAUAAUGUUCUUAAGAACAGGGAGGACCAUAUUCUAUUUCUGACAAGUUUUCUUUUUUUAAUUUUCUUUCCUUUUUUGCACAAAAAUAAUGCAGGGAUUUUUAUAUAUAUAUAUAUAUAUAAAUAGAUAGGUAACUUGCAUAGUUAGCUUAGAGCUAUCACAGUUUUAUUUUUUAAAAGGAGAUAAGAUUCUGUAGACUCUUCUCUGAGAAUUUUAUAUUAGCGUAUUUAUUAAAAUAGGAUAAAAUGUAUGAACCAAACUACAAGUAUUGGAAUAAUAAAAAGGCCCCCAUUCCCGAUAAACUACAUAUGGGUUUUUGCAAUCUGCAAAUAAUAAUAACACUAUACUGUGGAGUGCUUUUUGCAAGGCUGUGGCAACAAAGCUCUGACUUGAAUCUGCCAACUUUUUUACAAGCAAAAAUCCUGUUGAGUUUCCUUGAUGAUAUGUUGAAUACCCUGCAUUUUCUCCUAAGUGAAUGCAGCAGCAAGAGUAUUUUGUUUUCCAUUUGACAUUCUUGCCUCAAUUCAUCACUUCCAUCCUCAUUUCAUUUACUCUAGUGAAUAGAAUGGUCAGACUCAAAUCACUGUAAUCUUAGUCUCAACACUAAUGAGAGCAAAUCACUUUACCAUCUUUCAUAUCUUCUUCUAUGAAAGAUGAACAAUUUGUGGAAGGGCAUUUAGUUUAGUAAUUCAAAGUGUCUAGUGUACAUUCCAGAGGGGGAUUCCAGAGAACAAGAAGAAUAUUAGCAUCAGCACAAUUUCCCCAAACACUGAAGGACCUUUGAAGAAAAAGUAUCCUGAGUUAAGAGCACAUACACACACACACACACAAAUACUAGCAAAUUGCAGCCCACCACAAACCUGGAAUCUUAGUUGCUGAAGGAACACAUUAAAUAUAUGUAUUCUCAAUUAUGGUUCUAUGUCACCUCUGCUCAGUAAAGCCAACAUACUACAUUUAGGGAGAUUACAUCUUUCUAAAACAAUUAAUGUGAUUCCAUCAUUUCACUGGCCAUAGGGCUAUUGUAGCUCAUAAUCUCUUAUAUAUUAAGUAAUUUGGCUGAGCUGCUCAUUUCUAAAUAUUAUUCUUUUUCAUAUUUACAACUUCUCUGCCUUUUGCAAAUUUGAUUCAUUUAUCUUGCUCUCUUUCACAUUGAAAUGGUCAAAGAGUUUAUUUGAGCAUCCUUCCAGUGAAAUGCAGGCCUUUCUUUCUUUCUUAGUAGGUAUCAUAUUAUAGAGGUUAUAAGAUAUGAGUAUCAUGGAGCCAGUACAGACAUGUGCAAUUUUGUCCUCUCAUAAUGCUAGUCAUUUUAUGAAAAUUGAUCAGGAGCAAAUUCAGAACAGAAAAAAAUAAAUGUGGUGCCACACAAUCUACGAUUACCAAAUUAUGUCUUUUAAAAGAGAUUAUUCCAUCUACUGAGAAUAGAUUAAUAAAUGAAUAGUAAAAUAGUUGGUGCAAUUGUUCAGAGGCAGUACAGGAAAUUAAUGUAGCAGAUAAGCAACAAUGUCAAGUUAUUACUUUUAUGCAUUGCUAGUAAAUUGCAUGGAAAUAUCUUGAAGGUGCUAGUGAUCCACUAGUGAUAAUGUUAAAUUAUGAUAACAGUCAGAUAAGUGGCAUUUUAUUCUUGUUUCUUUUUAGGUUUUUUUUUUUAAAUUCAGAUAAGAUUAAAAAUGAGGAAGUGAAAAGGGUUAGCAGAAUUAAGAAGCAUUUCAGUUUGCUUCAAAGGAAGGUUCUCCUGUGCCCAUCACUAGUUGCUGGACAUCCAAAUAUGAAAAUGAAAAAGUGAAUAGUAUGGACUUCCAACGAAGCCUAGCUUUAUUUUUCCUCUUCAAAUAGCUAAAUAUUUUAAUUCAAUUCAAUUGAAUUGAAUUAAAAUUGUUUUGGAAGGAUAAUGGAGGAGCAAUUUAUAAUCUUUCCAAUCUUAAAAAAAGCAGUAGAACAAUUCAAGGAGACCAAGAUAGAAAUGAAUGUUACAGAAAACCAGCAAGCCAAAGUGGUGAACAGAGAAAACAAAUACAUUACAGAUUUUGAUAUACCAAAGUUUUUCCUGGAAAGUCAUGGAACCUAUGAACAGCAAUCAAAUGACUGUGUGUCAGUGAAUCCUUGCCACAACAGCAUAUUGUAAUGCAAUUCUGAGCAUAUCAAAGUCUAGCCAAAACAAGAAUAAAUCCUGGUAAAGAUAGCCCUUCAAGCCAAUUUUCACUUUAAAUGUUGCCUUUAUAUCAGCAAACCAAGGUAGAAAAAGGAAUCCACAGGGCCUUGACUGUUGAUAUGGAUGGCAAAUAUGAACCAAUCUGUAUGUGACAUGGCUCUCAUCAGGUCUGAUGGUCAUGUUUGUAUGUUUCAUAGUUUGUCCUUGUCUCUUUAAAAUAGUUCCAACUGGGAAGUUGUAUGACUUUCAUUAUGUAUAAAAAUAUAUAUGCUUUUUGUAUUCAGAAUUUUUCAGAUAUGUUAUGUUGUUGAAAAGGUUGAUAAGAUGCAGGUGUAUCAUGGACAGAUAUAUAUAAAGAUGUUCAACCUUCAUUGUCUUCCUAAGAAAAAUCAGCAUGCAGUAUUUGCUUCUUCAUUCAGGCUGUAAGUCCAGCAGUAUCUAUUAGACUCUUGACAGGAAUCAUCUGAUUUGAGAAAUGAAGGAAUAGGGAAAAUCAAUUAGUUGUCACUACGCAAUCUUCACAUACUCUAGUUCUGCCAAACGUUUGAAAACAAACAGCACUGUUGACAGGGUCUAGGCAGCCAAGGAACAUGACAACCUUCCUUCCAAGGUAAUCCAAGAGGCAGAUCUGGAUUAUAAACCAAAACCUGGAAGACCAUUCAGUUACAGCUAGUAUAUCAAUCCCUUUGCGUAGGAUAAAAAACAGAGGAUCCUUGGAGUCACACUCAAUGUCUAGUGACGGCUUUGACACUAUGCGGCUUUCUUGCAGCACUACUGAAGUGGAUUGCCAUUGCCAUCUUCUGGGAUGAUUUUUGGAUUUGGGCGUUUUCAACAUUCAAGUCUAGGUUGUAGGCCUAGUAUUUGUGGAUGCUCUCCCAUCAAAGUCCAGGUACCAUGGCCAGGUUCUUAGGAGUAAUUAACUGCUGAAAACAUAUGGUUAAAAGAGAUAUAAGCCAAUGAAGGUUUGCGAAAUCAAAAUCAGAAUUAUAGAUACCAGUGCAGUGUGUAUGUUCCUUGACAGUCCAUCUGUUCAGUCUUACCUAUUUAUUUUCCCAAAAAUAAAACCUGUGCAAGAGUCUCUCACUUUAGCCAUGAAGAUUUCAUGAAUGCAUGAUUUUAAGUAACAGUUUGCCGCAAUAUAAGGACGUCAUAAAAUAUAACAAAUUAGUCAUGUAGUAUAGAUGACUAAUCUAAUUUGGGGGUACAGGUAGUCCUCGACUUACGACCACAAUUGAGCCCAAAAAUUAUGUUGCUAAGCGAGAUUUGUUAAGUGAGUUUUGUACGAUUUUAUGACUUUUCUUGACACAGUUGUUAAGUGAAUCAUUGUGGUUGUUAAGUUAGUCACACGGUUGUUAAGUGUGAAAAACGGUCAUAAGUCACUGUUUUCAGUGUUGUAACUUUGAACGGUCACCAAGUGAACUGUUGUAAGUCGAGGACUAUCUGUAUAUUGCAAGUAAGCCUACUGUGUGAUUUAUUCAAAAAGCAAAUGCCCAAGACUGUUAUAUUUCAGUUUUAAAAGUUUGUUGCAAAUUUAUUUAAAGUAAAAUCCCCAUUUUAUAAUAUUUAUUAGUUUUAAUAUAAAUUAUGAAUGAAUUCAGUUCUUUUUAAAUAUAAUUUAUCCAAGAUGCUCUGUGUAAGUGAAAAUGUAUUAUGUUAAUGAAAUUUUGUCCAAACAUAAUACUCUUGCCAAAGAUUAUUCUGAAUAAAGGGCUUAUCUUUUGUUUAUAACUGCUUCUUGUAAACUGCAUUGCAGGAAUGUCACUUAUUUUAAAAUCAUUAGUCUUUUAUUAUAAAUGUAAUCAGCCUAAUCUACCUUUCUUGACAUAGAAUCCAUGAAAGAAAAUAUUUGACAUAAUCCAAUAAAUGUGUUUUAGCUGUGCUAAGAGCCUUAUACAAAGUAAAACAAUUUGUUUAUAUACUGACCUGUAUGCAUGAAUUUGGAUUUAAAUAUGCAAGCAUUCAAUGAAUUUCAAAUGCCAAAGAUACUGGAUAUUGUGGAUGAAAGUUCACACUUCUUUUUGUUACUUGAUGCAGAUGGAGGUUUGUUUCCUCUUGCAAUAGUCAAAAAAUGUUUUGUGUUAGACGUGAUGCCAUACACUAGGAUUUAAAGCUUAAUCUGUUCCAGGCUUCAGUAAGUUUAUAUAUUUUCUAAUGUAAAUAAACAUUUGUGCAUACAGAUAUAGAUACACAAACUAUAGUUUCUGUCACUGCAUUUUGAGCUCCUGUUCAAUCUCCCCUACUACCAAACAUACCUACAGACUCACUAAUCACAAACUCAAGAUAAGUUUAUUUUCAACAAAAGCCAAACUUGCAAAACACCAAUUAUAUAAUUCUUGGUUUAAUUAUGAAUUCAGUUACCCAACUUUUUUGAAGCAAUGUAUAAAAAAGUACUACUGAGAAUUAUUUAUUACAAUAAUAAAACCUCCCAAAAAAAAUCUGAGCAGAGCAGACUACUGCAUUAUAGUAGCACUUAGAAUUCGGAAGGGAAAAGGUUCUUGAGAGCCUGCAAAUCAUGCACGUAGCAUUUAUCCACAAAAUCCACUGCUCCAAUAAAUUUUGAAUUGCAUUGCAAUGGUAGAGGACAAUUACACAAGCCAGGAAAAGUCAUAGCUGCUUUAAGAAGUUACAGAUGUGGGUACAUAAGCAUUCAAACUUUUUUCUCCUUCAUAUCUGAAGCACUGUUGCAGCUCUACUAAUGUAUGUUUUUGAAGAGAAAAGAUGAAAAACAGAACUCACUCUUGAUUAGGAAUUUUGUCGCCAAUUCUGUUUGUAAAUACAGCUUUAUGCAACAUUAGAGCACCUGAGAACAUUCAGUAUUAAGACAGGAGCUGGUUUCAUUUCUCUUCAUUAGCCAAAACAAAACAAAAAAACAAUGAGGAGAGCAAGUUACAAUUGUAAACAGAUUGUGGUUGUAAAUGGGCAUGACUAUAAAGGAAUAAAAAAAAAAAUAGUAAGGUAGGAUGUAAUUACUUCUUUUCACAACUAUCAGUUAAUCCUUCUCUGGUUUUUCUAUUACUAUUAGUCUUCCUAGCUAAUAUAUAUUCAGGUAUAAUUUAUACUGAACUAUUAUAUCUCAAUUAGUUUCACUAGAAAUUAGGAAUAAUGUACUGUACAAAAAAAUGUUAGGUUCAUUUCAUAGGUGAUGAACAUGAAGUUGACAUGAAUAGCCCGAAUUAGUCAGGGGGACGAUGUGAAACUAAAAGAAACGUAAAACAUUAUCUUAAAAUGUUGGCAUAAUACUGACAUUCCGAUAAAAAUAAGAACUAUAUACUUAGAAAUGUUCAAUUUUUUUGAGAUCAUUAAAAAUAAUAACUGCUUAUGACUCUUUUAUAGUUUCUUUUGUACUGCAUUUUCUGAAAAAGGGUUUUGUAUAUAAUGUUGUAUCUAGAAAAUUAUAUAAUGUUCCUUUUCAUGGAUUCUUUUUUUAAAAAAAAAAGUAAAUGCAUACUAAAGCGCUCUA